Messenger RNA from Sorex araneus (European shrew), 2320 nucleotides. RefSeq names its product coiled-coil-helix-coiled-coil-helix domain containing 7 (gene CHCHD7). The record is from RefSeq and is a predicted model, not a curated record. The transcript is spliced from 4 exons. The coding region runs from base 160 to 417 and encodes 85 amino acids. NCBI's taxonomy places the organism in Eukaryota, Metazoa, Chordata, Mammalia, Eulipotyphla, Soricidae.
AUUGGCCGGGCGGCCGCCGGGGAGCGGGGGCAGCAUGUUGGGCUGCGCGCUACUUAAGGUCCUGCUGCGUGAGCCACUGACGUGUUUGGAGCUGGACACGGCCUGGGCGCGGGCGAGAGCGGCCGCCCGAGCACUUCCUGCAGUGAGAAGACGGGCGGGAUGCCCCUGGCAGCGCGGAGACUGAGAGACCCGGACAUCAACCCUUGCUUGUCGGAAUCUGACGCUUCUACCAGAUGCAUGAAUGAAAACAACUAUGACAAGGACAGGUGCUCCACUUACUUCAUGAGGUACAAAAACUGCCGGAAAUUUUGGAAUUCUAUCAUGGUCCAAAGAAGACAGAAUGGAGUGAAGCCAUAUAUGCCUACAGCUGCCGAGAGAGAUGAAAUCUUGGGAGCCAUGGGGAAAAUGCCUUAUUGAUUGUUUGCAUUAAAAUUGUUUCUAUAAUUAGAAUCAGGUGACAUCUUUGCGGUGGGAGGGUGAGGGGACUUUGCGCCAGCCAGUGCAGGGGGCCCCAGCGAGCAUUCCUUGUGAGCCUCAGCCUGGUGGGGUAGCUCUGUGCUAGAGGCUUCCGGGGACGCCCCAGUGGGCUGGGGCGGGGACAGGCGCCACCAGGAACAGAGCCUGGAGUGUGUCCGUGGCCGCACUGCAGCCCUUUGAGCUGGACCAGCAGCAUGUGAGGAGAUUGCCCGUGGCCAGGCCCUGCCCGGACACAGCUCCUCCGAAAUCUGGCAGCGAGACCGCGGGAAGUCAGUGCGAUGUGUCGGCGUUGGCUCUCGCCCUGCAGUCUGUCCUGCCUUCGCCAACUCUGCCCAGGGAGUGUGAGGAAGGCCACACGAGGACUUGAACUUUUCCCACUGAUCUCAAGAGAAAAGUGAAUUGUGGAUAAGCAAGAAUGUAGUGGAAAUAAGAGUAGGGCAGUAUUUAUCCAGGAAAGGCCAGUGUCGCCAGCUCCAGCCAGAUGGAAGGAAGGCACGAGCCAAACCCGGACAGUAGUCUGUGGCUCCUCCAUGGGAGCUUAACAAGGAGAGUGCGAAGGGCCGUGUGGCGGGCCCUGAAAUCCUGGACUCAUUCCUGAGAUAGCUGUGUUUAAGUCACUUAUCCCCGUGUAAACAAGACCAGUGAAUUCACCAGGCAGGGAAGCAGGGCUGUGGGGACGUUGUCUUCAGUGGCAGGUAGAAGGGCUAGUUUACUUUCUUCAAGAGGAUUCUGCAGCUGAGAUUUACAAAUACAGAAUAACCUUUUGACAUCAUGCUCCUUUCUUUUGGGUUGGUUUGGGGGCCUCCCCGGCGAUGCCCGGGGGUGACUCCUGACCGCUCAAGGAUGACUCUUGGCGGUGCUCAGGGAACCGUAUGGUUGGCAUGUGCAAGUCAAAUGGCUUAAAACCAGAUAGAAAGUACCCUAUCUGCUGUACUUUCACUCUGGCCCAUCGUUUUUUAAUUUUAAUUUAUUCUUAUAAGGUUGUUCAUAAUAUUUGAUUACCUUUAAUAUUCAAGCACCAAUCCCACCACCAUUAUACCUUCCCAUCACCAUAUUUCCAUCCCGAACCCCACACCCUACUCCCAAAGCAGAACUGAAACAAUUUAUAUUGCUAGUUACAAAUAAUCCACUAAAAAUGAGACAAAAAUGAUUUCUUAGAGGAAAGUCUGUGAAGAUUGUUGAAUUUCACCCAGGAGCCACCUAUAAGAGAUUAGUAACCUGUUAAAGAUUGAGCCUUGUGUGCAUAUAUCUGUAUAAACAUAUUUCCUCCUAAGAUUGGUUGCCUUCUACUUUAAUCCCCUGCCUCCCUCCGGGUUGCCCCAAAUGAAACAGCUUGGCACAGGGUUUGGCAUCAUGGCUGUGGCGUUUCAUUUUGGCCCCAUCACUUUUUAACCAUGAUAAUAAAACAGAAUCUCUCGGAAGCAAGAUUUCUAUUUGUGGGAUGAGAUGUGCAAGGUAGGACAUGGUAGAACUACUGGGAUGGGAACAUCCUAGUGGAAGGGGAGUGUCAUUUCUUUGAGAGCAUUCAAUAUGCUGGUUGGGGGAGGAUUGUAUCGUUGCUGUCAUUCACACAAUGUAAAUGCAGUUGAAUUUGUGUACAAAAUCGUUCCUGAAAAAGACAUGCAUUUAAUAAAAUUCAACAUAUAGUAGAGAAUCAGUGGAAACAAAUUAUGCCCCUUUCUUCAUCCGGUCUUGGACCAAGAGUACCAUGUUAAUGACUGCUGACAACAAGCUAUCCAUCUCAUUGGUUUUGCUCCAAAACACAACUCUAAUGUUUUUAAGCCAUAUGACCUUGGUUAUUAAAUUUAAUUCAAUCUGAAUAAAAGAUGGAUUGUUUCAUAAA